This is a messenger RNA of Phytophthora nicotianae INRA-310, 201 nucleotides long. RefSeq lists its product as hypothetical. NCBI's taxonomy places the organism in Eukaryota, Oomycota, Peronosporomycetes, Peronosporales, Peronosporaceae. The transcript is spliced from 3 exons. The coding region runs from base 1 to 201 and encodes 66 amino acids. The record is from RefSeq and is a predicted model, not a curated record.
AUGUCCUCCCAAGAUAUACUACUAGGCCUCCAAGGACGCGAGAACCAUUUGCUGCGUGGCAUACGAUGCAUCGUUUCAAUUCAAGUGGCUGCUCCGCUCCUACGCACACAGCAACUUUACCACUUCAACAACAUCAGCCAAUCAGAGGCUCCCAAAAGAGAUGGCUACGCGUCGACAAUAAACCAAGUGAGCGACAACUGA